Molecule: messenger RNA, 2585 nt
Organism: Caretta caretta (loggerhead turtle)
Lineage: Eukaryota; Metazoa; Chordata; Testudines; Cheloniidae
Gene: VSIG10L
Product: V-set and immunoglobulin domain containing 10 like
Molecular function (GO): protein binding
Source: RefSeq, a predicted model, not a curated record
CCCCCCCAGGUGUUUGUGUCUCGGCCCCACUGCCCCUCCCCGCGCCCAGCCAGGUCCCCCCCCGCCCCUGUCAUGGCUGGCGUCGCCCGGCUGCUGCUGCUGCUGGGCACUGCGCUCCCCUUCCCCCUCCAGCUGCCCCCUGGCCCCCUGGCGGUGCUGCUGGGGGGGAACCUCUCGAUCCCACUCUCCUACCCCCUGGCCCAGCCGCCCCCCAGAAUCGUGUGGCAGAGGAACCAGAUGGCGCUGGCGGACGGACACCUGGGUCCCAAUGGCUCGGUGGCCGUGGCCCAGGUGUACCAGGGCCGGCUCAGCGUGGACCCCCAAGGGGGGGCGCUCACCAUCACCCCCGUGGCCCUCCAGGACACCGGCAUCUACACGGUCGAGGUCUUCCCACUGGGGGGCCAGGUGUGGCGGGGAGACGUCCAGGUGGAGGUGUACGAGCUGGUAGGGAAGGUCUCUGUGACGCCCCCUUCCCUGGAGGUGACCGAAGGCGCCAGGUUGGCGGUUCUCACCUGCACCCCCAUGCGGGGCACCAUCUCCUGGACCAAGGAUGGGCAAAGCCUGGACCAGGACCCCCGGUUCCGGGUCUCGGCCGGGACCCUCCAGAUCAGCUGGCCCAAGCGGAACGACACCGGCAGCUACGACUGCACCGUGUCCAACCCCUUCAGCAACGGCAUCGGCAUCGCCCAGAUCCGGGUCUAUUACGGGCCGGACCCCCCCACGAUCCACAUCUCGUCGGACCGUGACCCGGAGCCCCAGCGGUACGUCCGGGUGAACAGCACGGUGGGGCUCUCCUGCCGGGCCCCGUCGGACCCCCCCGCCCAGAUCUACUGGAGCCUGGCUGACGCCAGCGACCCCCUGGUCCCGGCCCAGCCGGACCUGAUGCUGCCCCGGGUCCAGCUCAGCCAGGCCGGGCCCUACUCCUGCCUCGCCAGCAACCCGCACACCCAGCACCGGCUCCGCGCCACCGUGACCCUCACCGUCACCCAGAUCCCCCCCGGUUCCCCCUCCUGCUCCCUGGACUCCGUGGCCAAUGGCACGGCCCUUCGCUUCCGCUGCUCCUGGCCGGGGGGCUCCCCGGCUCCCAGCCUCAGUCUGCAGGGACUGCCGGGGGGUGGGGAGCAGGGCGUCGGCCCCGCCCUCGAGCGAACCCUGAGCUCCCUCCUGCCCGCCCUGAGUGGUACCCGGGUCACCUGCCUGGGGAGACACCUCGCCGCCGAGGGGACCUGCAGCAUGACUCCUGAAGCCCCCUCUGGGGUCUCUCUCUCAUUCCAGGCCUCCCUGGACCCCGGGGGCACCGUCCUGCUGGAUCUGCAGUGCCAGGGCACCUACCGGCCUGUGGAGAUCACCUGGGCCCGGCACGGGGAGCCGCUGGGUCCGGGUGGGCGGUACCGGGUCAGCGCCGACGGGGCCCGACUCACCAUCAGCAACUUCACGGCCCCGCAGGACCUGGGGGGCUACUCGGUGCGGUGCCAAAACCCGCUGGGCUCGCAGGAGAGUAACCUCACGCUGACGGGUCCCUCCAUCUCCGGCUGGAGCCUGGCGCGUGGUUCGGAGCCCGGCUCGGCCCGGCUGAGCUGGGUGGUGCCGGAGGGCUCCGUGGUCACUGGGUUUUGGAUCCAGGUCCAGGGGCCCCCCGGGGGCCGGGCGGCUGGGGUGUGGCAGACGCUGCAGACACUAGGGGGCGCCACUCGCUCCAGCACCGUGGUGGGGCUCCAACCCCAAACCCCCUAUUCCUUCCGGCUGCUGCCCCUGCUGGGAGACCAGGCUGGGGAGCCCAGCCACACGCAGACGCUCCCAUCCGCCUCUACCCUGGGCCCCGGCGCCAUUGCAGGCAUCGUGUUGGGCUCGAUCCUGGGCAUGAUCCUGCUCCUUGCCCUCCUCGUGCUCCUGAUCUGGUUCCUCCGGGCGCGAUGGGGAAAGCAGGAGAAGAUGCCCCUGACCCCACCCGGGACCCACCAGCAUUACCUUCCCCGUCAGUUCCCGAACGGGAGAGAGUCUGACCCUGUCGAGCCCCCAGCACCCCCCUCCGGGGCAUCUUUGCGCUGCUCCUGGGGGGAUGGCAACCUGUCCUUCAUCAGCUACGAGGACCAUCUGCGCAUCCACGGCCCCCCUGCCUCUGGGCCCGGGUGUCCUGGAGACGGCCGGGGCCCCGGGCUCCCAUCUCUGGCCAGUGGGCAGGGCCCCAGGACAGCACGCAGCGCCACGCGGGUGUGACUGGCCCAGGAGAUCCGGCGUGGGAGCCAGGCGUCCGGGAGAGCCUUAUAGGGGCUGAGUGCCAGCAAUGAACCCAGGCGUCCGGGAGGCACCUAUAGAAUGGACUGAGCCUGCAUAGGACGAGGCUCCAUGGGCACGGUCUGGGCUCCCUGGAGUGUUCCCUGGCCCUGUGCUGGCCCCCCAACCUCCCCAGAACAGACUAUGGGACUAGGAGGGGUCCACAGGCCUCGACUGGGAGAAAGGGACUGGCCUGGAGGGGGCGGGACUUCCUGUCUUUCUUGAUGUGCUUGGGAAGAGGGUGGGACUUCCUGUUUUUGCAAAUUAUCUCAGGUUAUACAUAGCUCUGAUUAGAUCUCUGGAGAGAGAGA